GAAACAACAUAGACGGCGCGCUUAUGGCAUUCGCGACGUAAACUAAACCAUAACGAGCUCCAUUAGUGACUUUAGUAAUCCUUAAUGAGGUGCAAACUGACUUCAGAGGCGCUGCACUCUACUACGCCAACGAAACAGAAUCCGCUCCCGUGUUUAGGCCAUGAAGAUGUGCCGGUACCAAAAUGUGAGAGACUAUAAGAGUCCCAUCGCCGUCUCAAUGAGUUGGAACACCACAGCUCAGUGUAGGAUACCAACCGUCUCCGAAUCGUUCCGUUCACGUUCUGUCGUCGGUGACCGUUGAGCCAAGAGUCACUCGCAGACAUGACCUCCCCAUUCACCAAAUUCGCUGUAGCAGGCGCCACCGGAUCCCGUGGAGCACCGGUAGUCAAACAACUCUUCGCCGCCGGCUUCACCGUCACUGCCCGCAGUCGCAACGCCUCCCCCAUCCUGCCGUCCAACGUCAAGGUAGCGCAGGUGGAUUGUGGAAGUGUACACUCCCUCCGCAAUGCUCUGUCUGGCCAAGACGCUGUUGUCUCUACCCUCGGCUCGGCAGCACUGAGCUCCCAGAUCACUCUCAUUGAUGCAGCGAUUGCGGCCGGCGUUCAGCGUAUCAUUCCUAGCGAGUUUGGCUGUGAUACUGACUAUCCAUACAACAACACUCUGCCUGCAUAUAAGGUUAAAGUCGACGUGCGAAACCAUCUUCAGAAGGUAAGCCAAGGUACACAAACCAGCUAUACGUUUGUCAACAACAACGCUUUCCUCGACUGGGGCCUGGAGACGGGGUUUAUACUGGAUGUCAAGAAUGAAUCUGCUGACCUCUUCGACGGCGGCAACACCGUCUUCACCGUCACUCCCUUAGAUGUUGUCGGGCAGGGUGUACUUGGAGUCCUUCGCAACCCAGACCAAACGAAGAACCGCGGCGUCAGAAUCCACGGUGCAGGUGUAACGAUGGAGCAGCUCUUGGGCAUGGCGCAGAAGCACGCAGGCGCUGGUGCUGCGGAGUGGAAAAUACGCACGGUCAAUGGUGAGGAAGUCGAAGACCAGGCUUACCGAGCUUUGAAUGAAGAUCCUACGAACUUCAUGGCCUGGGCGAUCCCAAUGAUCAGGCGCGCAGCCUUCGGCAAAGACGUUGGCAACAACUUCAGCGAGAUCAACGACAAUGCGUUGCUGGGAGUCCAGGCCUUCGGUGAGAGUGAAGUAGAGGACAUUGUCAAGGCCCGCUGUUCCUUGAUAUAGUCAUGUUAUUGCAAGCUGGGUAU
This is a messenger RNA of Baudoinia panamericana UAMH 10762, 1259 nucleotides long. RefSeq lists its product as uncharacterized. The transcript has a single exon. Bases 322 to 1236 code for a protein of 304 amino acids. Lineage: Eukaryota; Fungi; Ascomycota; Dothideomycetes; Mycosphaerellales; Teratosphaeriaceae. Gene Ontology annotation, molecular function: oxidoreductase activity. The record is from RefSeq and is a predicted model, not a curated record.